AUGGAGUCUCUGAGACCCAUUCAGGAGUUAAUGGAGGGAGCCUUCUUUUGGGCAUUUGCCUCAUGGAACACCAUCUCCAUUUUUGUACAGGAACUUCAUUCGCAACUGGAAUCCUCUGGGAACACAGUGACAGCUCUCCGAAAACAGCUGUCUGACUGUCAGCUGGAGGUGCAGGCAGCAGAGCAGGGCCUGCAGGAGCAGAGGAAGGAAUGGGAUAAACUGCAAGGAGUGCUGCAGGACCAAAGAAGGGAUUUGGAACGCUGUAAAAGCUCAAGGGAGACCUUUGGAAGGGAGAAGACAACUCUGGAAAGUCUGGUGCAAGAUCUAAACCAGCAGGUGGGCAUUUCCCACGAGGAAAUCGAAAGGCUGAAGGCCGCGAACACGGACUUACAAAGGCAUCGUGAUCUUUUGGAAGAGCAGAAGGAGGAGAUGGCUAAGAAAAGUGAGAGGAGCAGGAAAGAACUGGAACGAGGACAGAAAUGUCUGGAGCAACUGGAAGAGCGAAGCUCGGGCCUGAAGAAGGAACUAGUGAUGGUAAGGGAGGCCCUGAACCAGGCCGCCUUGGAGAAGGAAGUCCUGGAAAGUGAGAAAGAAGGUUUAAGCAGUGCUCUAGCCCAAGCUGAGUCCGGCAGUGCUGAACUGGAACUGUUAAUAACCAAGAUGAGAUCAGAGGAUGCUGACUUGAGAGACUCCUUAGCCAAGAUGGCAGCUUUGACUGAAGGCCUUGCUCAAGAUAAAGUCAAUCUGAACCACGUUAUUUUACAGAUGGAGGAGGAGCAAAGCCUGCUAGUGGAACAGCAACGGGAGCUGGAGCAGGAGCGAGCGGGCAUGAGGAAGCAGUUGACAUGCCUGGAACAGGAACUCGUGCACAUCCGCACAGAGCGAAGAGGUUUGGAGCAGAACCGGCAGGUGGAAGAGGAGAAACGAGAGAAUCUGGAGGAGGAGAUGGUUCUGCUUCGCGAAGAGAAAAUCCAACUGCAUGAGCAGAUUAUGCAGGUAAAUGGCCAGAAACUUGCUCUGGAAGAACAGCUAGGACAGAGUCAACGGGAAAUGGAGGUCCAGGCUGACUCUCUCCACCAAACCAUUCAGGACAAGGAGGAGAUAGCCAAAGAGAGAGCAAGGCUUCUGGUGGAGCGGGCGGCACUGGAAAGGCAAAAUCGGGUCAUGGCUGAAGAGAGAGCUGCACUCAGAGCUGAGAAGGAUUCACUGGAAAACAGCCUUUAUGAAACACAACAGCUGGUGGUCCAGCUGGAAGCCCGGAAGGACCAGCUGGAAGGAGAAAAUCAGAGCAUCCACCUAGCGAGACAAGUUCUCCAAGUGGAAGUAGAAAAGGCCCAAAAUGAACUAGAGGUUCAAGAGACCAAGAUGAAGUGGGAUAUGGAGUUGCUGAAACAGCAAGUGGCUCAGAUGGAGCGAGAAACCCAGCAGUCCCUAAAGAACCAGAUGCUGGCUCGUGAUGAGGACAUGGUUCGCCUGAAGAAAGAGAAGGAGAGCUUGUGCCUAGCCCUGGCAGAGGAGAAGGAGGCAGCGGGGCACAGGCUUCAGCAGGAAAGAGAUGAACUGGUGUCAAGACAUGAAGCCGAGAAAGAAGCCCUCAGUGAGGAAAUACUCAUCCUGCAGCAGGAGCGGGCUGAAAGCCUCCUCCAAGCGGAGCAUGAGAAGCAGAAGGCUUUAUCCCUGAAAGAAGUUGAGAAAAAUUUGCUUUCAGAGAAGCUUGGGGAAGCCCAGAGUGAACUCAUGAAUGCUGGUUUGGAGCUGGACAGAGCAAAACGAGAAGCACUAAGCCGACAGGAGCAGGAUAAGAACACCAUCGCCAGCAUCACCGGAGAGCUGAAGGCGUUCCAGGCUCGGUUUGAAGAGGCAGUGGUUGCCCAUCAGAAAGAGGUCCUGGCCUUGAAUGAGCACAUAAAGGAACUGGUGAGAGAGAAGAGCGCCUUGGGGAGGGAGGUGGAAGAGUUGAACACACAGCUUCGGCUUGCAGAAGAGGCCCAGGAAAGAACUCAGAAGGACAUGGCCGAACUGGACCGUGAACUGCGGGAGGUGGAGGAGGCCCGAGAUCUUCAGCACAAGGAGAUGUCGGAGCUCCGCAGGGCCCUUGGCGAUGAGACCAGAGAGAAGGACACCCUGCAGCACUCCAACAUUGAGCUCAGGGCUUCCAUCAAAAAGAUUGAAAAUGAGAGAAUCAGUUUCAAGAGAUCCAAGGAGGAGAAGGAACAGAAGAUUACUAUCUUGGAAGAAGCUAAGGCCUCAGCUCAGAAGGAGGCCGGAGAUCUUAGAGCAAACCUCCGGGAGGUGGAGAAGUCUCGAAUGGAAACCCGACGAGAAUUGCAGGAGCUCCGAAGACAGGUGAAGACCCUAGGGGGGGAGAACCAGAAGAAAUGCCAGGAGCUGAGCGAGAUGCAGGCCCGGGUCGCCCAGGACGAACAGCGGGAGCAGCAGAACCGGAUGGAGUCCCUCGAGCUGCACAAGAAGAUCAUGGAAACGGAGACCGGCCGAGAAUCUGCUCGGAAGGAGGUUCUCAGCCUGCAGCGUAAACUGACGGACAUGGAAUUGAAAAUCAGAGGCCGAGAGAAGGAGCUCGUUGAGAGCCUGAGCAAGAGCCACGGAAAUGAGAAAAAGCUCAAGGAUGAGCUACGUAACCUGGAGAUGAAACUGCAGCAGGUGAGCGGCACGGCCGAAGACGCCCAGAUGCACCUGAACUCUGCGAGGGGCCGGAUCCAUGCUCUGGAGCUGGAACUUGACAAGAGGGAUGUUGCCAAGAGAGAGGUGGAGACCAGACUGAGCAGGCUGUACUCUGUCCUGCGCCGGACCCUGGGGACGAGAGGACGCAGCCCAUCACCGGAGAGAGCCCGCUCCCCUGCCAAAGACUCUGAGAGGUCAUCAGCGACUGAUGUACAGAAGAUUCCUGCCUCCCCAGCCGGGUCCCCAGAGAGAACUUCAUCCCGCUCUCCGUUCAGAUGGACCUCCCCUUCCCAAGGAGAACCUGGACUGAUGGAAGUUGAUGUAGAAGCAAUCCGGGACACCUUGAGAGACUUCCUACAGGAGCUUCGAGACACUCAGAGAGAGAGGGAUGACUCACGGCUGCAGGUAAUGAACCUGAGCCGCCAGUUGAAUGAAAUGGAAAGCGACCGAGACCGUACCAAGAGUCGCAUCCUGCAGCUGCAGAAAUCACUGGCAGACUCCGAGGAAGGCUAGUCAUUCAUCAACCUCUCUUCUCCAGAGACCCAAUUAAUGGUUUCAUCUGUGAAAGAAUAAAAUAGAUCUGUUGUAACUUGCACGCCU
This is a messenger RNA of Ornithorhynchus anatinus (platypus), 3282 nucleotides long. RefSeq names its product putative ciliary rootlet coiled-coil protein 2. Lineage: Eukaryota; Metazoa; Chordata; Mammalia; Monotremata; Ornithorhynchidae. The transcript has 18 exons. Bases 1 to 3195 code for a protein of 1064 amino acids. The record is from RefSeq and is a predicted model, not a curated record.